CACGCAAACGUGGCGGAAUCGCUUUGCUAAGAUGCCGAAGUAUUACUGCGAUUACUGUGACACCUACCUAACACACGACUCGCCAUCUGUCCGGAAAACGCACAAUGGUGGCCGAAAACACAAAGAAAAUGUGCGGUUUUACUACACAAAGUGGAUGGAGGAGCAGGCACAAAGUUUAAUUGAUCAAACAACUGCCGCGUAUCAAGCUGGCUCCACUCCAGCACCAGUUGCCCACAUACCUCCCCCUGGAAUGUUACCACCCCCACCCCCUGGAAUGAUGCCACCACCUCCAGGAGCUCUGCCUCCCCCUGGAGCUUUACCUUUUCACCUUCCACCUCCUGGAGCAAUGCCACCACCAGGUGGGAUACGACCACCUCCUGGAGCACCACCCCAUGGGGGCCCGCCAGGAAGGAUGCCAGGUCCCCCAGGGGGAGGAAAUCAACCACGACCAAUCGCUGGAAAAUCUUGAUGAAGCAAGUUACCUAGAAGAGAAAUUGUAUAAUUUUGCCCUAGUCUUGUUAUGCCAAGAACUAUUAUUUUGUUGAUUACAAGAUGACUUGACAGAAAAGAUGAAGAGCAGCACAGUGAACUUUAUGUUCACUGUAAACUUGUUUUUGAAUAGGUAGAGACAGACAUGUCUAAGGCAACAAUGCUAUUGUUGCAAAAAGAGCCCUGUUUCCAUACUAUUUUCCACACAACCACAUAGCAAGACCAUGUACGGAUAUUGGGUUUUAACUUCAUUCUUUCCAUACACUUUCCCGUAUUAUGUUGUAAAUAACCUGUAGUCUGUCCGAUAUUAAACUGUGGCUUUCAUUCGUAGACUCAAGUUUCCAGUUUUUUUUUUUUUCUCUUUCAAACAGCGGAAUGUAUUGGGUCGGCCAGAGGCCAACACCAUGACUAAGUCAUAAUAAAGAGUUAACCAAAACCGGAAACUGCGCACAAAAAGUGUCUGGUACCCAGGAUAACCUUUGGGUUAUUCAUAGCAUGAUUAUGCAAAUCAUGCCUAUUCAUAUAUUUUGAAGUCCUCCAGUUUUGACAAGAGAUAUCAGUCACUCUUAGGCUGUGUUCACACUUGCUGCCCAAGCACCAGCACAAAUUAGUGUCAGGUGCAGACAUUAGGUACUCCAAGUACCCAAGUACCAGGGCACGGGCACUGUACUUGAAUUCUGGUGUGAGCACUUGUAAAAAGGGCGUGUUCACGUUAGUGCCAAGUAAGAAUCAUGCUUAGGCACCACGCUCAGACACUAAGUGUAAACAUAUCCAUAUUUGUCAUUAAGGUGAUUCUCUAGUAAAAGGACCCGCCAUAGAUUUCCGAUGAAACUUGGUAUGGGAGUCACCGUGCUUGUUUUCACGCCACAAUGCUGACAACUACGGUUAUUUAGGUGACUUUUGCACGCGCAUGCGCUCAUGUGCCCGUGCUAAUGACGCAAAAACCGUGCGCAGUAGGGAUGCGCAAUGCGAUACUAAGGAAUCACCUUAUAAGAAGAAACCAAUCUAGACUACGAGCGGUCGAUCGGUUUUGUUCCUGAAUCCUUUGCGCGAUUGGAAACGAGAGGGGAAGAAACGUUUCCUUUUUCCUUCUUUCUGCACCUACUCUUCUCGCACUCGUCUUGUAUUCUUGUAUUCUUUUGUAUUCUUGUAUUCGCGUCGGACACUAGGAAAAGAAAGAGACUGCUCACAGUCUGUACUGAAUACUCGGGAAUACCUGCGAUCAUUAGGCGUUCUUUUUUUCAAAAAAAGAACGCCUGAUCGCGAGUGAACUCAGGGAGACUCUGCCAAAUUCGGCCUCGUAUUGUACCUUUUCUAAUCGGAUGCAAGUCAUCUCUUGGGCGGGGGAAGAACUGAGAUGUCUUUUUUCCAAAUUUUGUCCUAGUACAGAUCAGUGAUGGAUGACACUGACUAGGCACAAGCGUGUAGCCCAAAAAGCUUCAAGAAGCUUUUUUUUUUUGUAAGAGCACCAUGAACAGCAUUACUUUGCACUGCAUUAACUUGAUGACAUGCACCUGCACUAGCACUCCGUGGAGGGAUAGGCAACCUUUGCCAUGUAAAAUGUAGAUGUAGAAUACGUCUCUCUUGAAAGCACUGAUCGAUUUGAACCCAGUGACUAAGAGAUAAUCAUAGUAAGAUUCUGCUCAUGAAAUUAAUACCGCGCUCUAACUAACAAGACUAACAAGGCAAUGUAUAUUGUAGGGCAGCACGUUUCGUUAAAGGAGACUGUCACAACUAGAGAACUCGGUUUAACACAAGUGAUGACCAUAGAUGUGUUACAUAAUCAGCUUGUGUAGUUCGAUUCAUUCUAUCACCUUUUCAGGCAUAGUCAUGAUGUAGAGUGUUUGAUAAUUAGCAUGCAUUGUCCCGCAAGCCCAAAUAUAUGUAGACGCUUCUGGAACUUUCUAUUAUUUACAUAGGUAUAAAAACUUGUAGGUUUAAGUCGGAAUUUUCAUUCAUUAUCAGUGUGUGUGUAAGCAAUAAAACUUUUGCCAUCCGGA
This is a messenger RNA of Orbicella faveolata, 2489 nucleotides long. Its product is annotated as U1 small nuclear ribonucleoprotein C-like. Gene Ontology annotation, biological process: mRNA splicing, via spliceosome; spliceosomal snRNP assembly; mRNA 5'-splice site recognition. Gene Ontology annotation, molecular function: zinc ion binding; pre-mRNA 5'-splice site binding. The record is from RefSeq and is a predicted model, not a curated record. Lineage: Eukaryota; Metazoa; Cnidaria; Anthozoa; Scleractinia; Merulinidae. Gene Ontology annotation, cellular component: nucleus; U1 snRNP.